Molecule: messenger RNA, 344 nt
Organism: Zophobas morio
Lineage: Eukaryota; Metazoa; Arthropoda; Insecta; Coleoptera; Tenebrionidae
Product: coatomer subunit gamma-like
Exons: 4
Biological process (GO): endoplasmic reticulum to Golgi vesicle-mediated transport; organelle transport along microtubule; intracellular protein transport
Cellular component (GO): COPI vesicle coat; endoplasmic reticulum-Golgi intermediate compartment; Golgi membrane
Source: RefSeq, a predicted model, not a curated record
UCGCCAUUAAGGAACUCACUAAUGCGGAGCACAUCUUGAUGGCAACUUCUUGUUUAACUAAAGAUAUUUCUGGGAAAGACGAUAACUACCGAGCCGCUGCGAUUAGGGCUUUGGUCACCAUUACCAAUCAAAAUGAUAUUCAAGGCAUUGAGAGGCUUCUUAAACAAGCCAUUGUGGAUAAGAAUCCCUCCGUUUCCAGCGCCGCCCUCGUUUCUGCUUUGCGCUUGGCCAAUAAAAACUUGGAUAUUGUGAAGCGCUGGUCAAGCGAAAUUCAGGAAAGUAUUAAUUCUCGAUCCGUAAUGGUGCAAUACCACGCGCUCGGCUUGUUAUAUCAUAUUAAGCAG